GUCUGGCGGCAUGACAGGAUGCGCUUGUAAACAUCACAGGAGAGAAUAGUUCAUAUUUGUCAGACGUGCUUAUGUUCUUCUAAUAUCUGCGUAUAUUUGUUGCUUUUUCUAUCAACCAAUGAAAUAGUUUCGAGAGAAAUAUACCCUAAAUAAUAACACGCGUUAAAGAUGAGCAACAUAUAUAUUCAAGAGCCACCCACUAAUGGAAAGGUGUUGCUGAAGACCACGGCGGGUGAUAUUGAUAUAGAGCUGUGGUCUAAGGAAGCGCCGAAGGCAUGUAGGAACUUCACUCAGCUCUGUAUGGAGGGUUACUAUGAUGGCACAGUCUUUCAUCGCGUGGUGCAAGAGUUCAUUGUUCAAGGAGGGGAUCCGACGGGCUCAGGAACAGGCGGGGAGUCCAUCUACGGUCGCCCUUUCAAGGAUGAAUUUCACUCCAGAUUACGCUUCAACCGGAGAGGUUUGGUUGCUAUGGCAAACGCAGGACCUCAUGAUAAUGGGAGCCAGUUCUUCUUCACUCUCGGACGGGCUGAUGAACUUAACAACAAACACACCAUUUUUGGAAAGGUCACAGGAGACACUGUGUAUAACAUGCUCAGGUUAGCGGCUGUGGAGUGUAACAGUGAUGAACGGCCACUCAACCCUCACAAAAUUCGAACCGCAGAGGUCUUGCAUUCGGCCUUUGAGGACAUCAUUCCACGUGAAACGAAAGUCAAAAAAGUAAAAAACAAAGAAGAAGGGAAGAAAUCACAGUCCAAAGCAACCAAGAACUUCAGCUUGUUGUCGUUUGGAGAGGAGGCCGAGGAAGAGGAGGAGAUGGUCAAACAAGUCAGCCAGACCAUGAAAGGGAAAAGCAAAAGCAGUCAUGACCUGCUGAAGGAUGAUCCCAAGUUAAGCUCUGUUCCAGUCGUUGACAGCAACCAAAGUGGAGGAGAUGAUGCGGACGAUGAUGUGGAGGACGACAGCGAUCGUGAACUGGAGAGAGAGAAGGUCCGAGAGAACAUUGCAAAGAAACUGAAGAAAGAAAAGACGGAUGAGGAGAAGACCAAUCAAGACACGGUGAAGAAGACCUCUCGCAGUGAUGAAUUGCGAAAAGAAGCUCGCCAGCUGAAGAAAGAAUUACUCGCAAUCAAACAGCGAAAAGAAGAUGGUGUGAAGAAAGAAGAGGCUGUCACUGAGGUUGACAGUGAGCCGACCAAUGAGGCGAUGACAGAGUACCUGGAGAGCAGGAAGAAGUAUGAGGAAAUAAGGAAGCAGAAACUAAGGAAGGGUUCUGGUCGAGAGGCUCAGACACUUGCCCUUUUGGAAAGCUUCAAAACCAAACUAUCAUCUGCGAUCACUGAGACUCCUAGCGUUCCAGAGGAAAACAUGGAGGAACUGGGCGAGGAUGAUGAUAAGGGCUGGUUGGCCCAUGUUCUGCACUUUGAUGAACAAAGCAGAAAGGUAAAAGAUGCCAACAUGCAGGACGAAGACACAUUCGAGAUCUAUGAUCCACGCAACCCUGUCAACAAGAGGAGACGUGAGGAGAGCAAAAAACUCAUGAAAGAGAAGAAGGCCAGGAGGUGAGACUACAGCUACACUCCUCGUUCACCCGCUGCCUCAAACUGCCCGUCUGGAAUGAGUCCGGCCAUUAGAAAUGACACAACAUCAGG
This is a messenger RNA of Rhinichthys klamathensis goyatoka, 1649 nucleotides long. It is a transcript of the gene cwc27, whose product is annotated as CWC27 spliceosome associated cyclophilin. Lineage: Eukaryota; Metazoa; Chordata; Actinopteri; Cypriniformes; Leuciscidae. The transcript has 13 exons. The record is from RefSeq and is a predicted model, not a curated record. The coding region runs from base 169 to 1563 and encodes 464 amino acids. Gene Ontology annotation, molecular function: peptidyl-prolyl cis-trans isomerase activity. Gene Ontology annotation, biological process: protein folding; protein peptidyl-prolyl isomerization. Gene Ontology annotation, cellular component: catalytic step 2 spliceosome.